Messenger RNA from Paramecium octaurelia, 833 nucleotides. NCBI's taxonomy places the organism in Eukaryota, Ciliophora, Oligohymenophorea, Peniculida, Parameciidae. The record is from the annotation of a GenBank genome assembly.
AUGUUGAGUCUCAAUAAAUUAAUUUACUUGAAUCCAUAGCCUUCUUACAAUUACAAGACUUUUGAUGGUCAUUAAAAACUUAAGCUAUUAUUUAUCAGAACAAAACAAAAUAAACAUUAAAUUCCUUGUUUAUUUAUCAAAGCCAACAACUCAGAUGAAUAUCUCUUGUAUUUUCAUAGUAAUGCAGAGGACAUGUAAAUUUUAUCUUAAAUUUAAAAGAGGCACAUGCUAUGAAUUUACAUCUGGUUUGAGUUAGGGACUCAAUGUAAAUGUCAUUUGCAUGGAAUAUCCAGGAUAUGGGAUUUACACAUAGGCUGAACCUUCUUAACAACAGAUUGAGAAGGAUGCAGAAGACGUCUUUAUUUAUAUUAAUUUGGAAUUAAGAGUUCCUGAUUCUAAAUUGACUAUUUUUGGAAGGUCCAUUGGAACUGGCCCAGCAUGCUUUUUAGCAUCAAUCUAUUAACCAAAAGCAUUAAUUUUAUUAAGUCCAUUCACUUCUAUAAAGGCUGUUGCUAAAAAACAUGUUUACUUUGCUGCAAACUUAUUAAAAGUAUGUAGAAAUUCAUCAUCCUUUCUAGGAUUAAUUUGAUAAUGUACAAAGAGCCAAUAAAAUUUCAUGUCCUUGCAUCAUCAUUCAUGGUAAACUAGAUAAAUUUAUUCCAAUUCAAAUGGCAGAGGACCUUUACAAAAAUUUGGCUUCUAAAAGAAAAACAUUUUUUUAUCCUGAAGAUAAGGAUCAUAAUAAUUUCAAUUUUUAAUAUGAUUUAAAGGUGAUUGUUUAGAACUUCAUUAAGGAAAUUGAAUAGUUGAAUCAUAUGUUUUUGCCUAAUUGA